AUGUCUGUGAACAGGCAAGACGCUUCUGGCCGUGCUUCUGUGCAAGGACUCGGUGCCCGGCCGCCUGUGCCCUCGCCCGCGGUGGCGCAAGUGCCAAUCUGGCAGGUCCUCCCAGCCCCAGAAGUGGGACAUCAAGUGGCGCCCUGGCCUGCGGUGCAGCCUGCGGUGCAGCCUGCGGUGCAGCCUGCGGCCUACCCAGGUUUGGGCCUUGCUUUCCAAGGGCGGCAGCUGCGCUACUUCACCGUGAUGUGCAAAGAUGAUGUGGAGAUUCGCGCUUCACCCACCUACGCCGAUGAUGCGCGGGUGGGACAUUUUCUUCAUCCCGGGCAAGUCCUGGUGGUGGAUGAUCGAAGGGUGGUCAACGGUUCAUGUUUUUUGCACUUGGCCGACGGCCGCGGAUGGGUCUUCGAGACAAAGGAUCGUUUGCUGGUCGUGACAGAGGUGCAGGAGUUCGAACGUGGGCUUUGGCACUACUGCCUGAUCUGCGAAGAUGAUGUGGAGACUCGGAUUUCGCCCACGUAUUCCGAUGAUGCGCGCACUGGAGUGGUUUUGCUUUCAGGUGAUUGCAUCGCAGUGGAUGAGCGUUGCACUGUGGCGAAUGCGCGGUUUCUGAAGUUGGCGGAUGGCCGAGGAUGGGUCUUCGAAACCAAAGACCGGCUCUUGGUGAUGAGUGAGGUGAGACCGAAGGCGGAAGCACGAGACUUUGCCCGUGGCAUGUGGCACUACACCGUGGUGUGCGACAGUGAUGUGGAGAUCCGAGCGGCUCCCACGUAUUCCGAUGAGGCCCGCACUGGCCUCACAGUCCACCCUGGCGACUGCGUUGCCAUAGAUGAGCGAUGCAGGGUCAAUGCCACGUGGUUUCUUCGACUCGCAGAUGGUAGAGGUUGGCUCUUCGAGUCCAAGGACUCACGCCGGGUCAUGGUGCAGCUGCAUUGA
Cladocopium goreaui is the source of this 936-nucleotide messenger RNA. NCBI's taxonomy places the organism in Eukaryota, Dinophyceae, Suessiales, Symbiodiniaceae. The record is from the annotation of a GenBank genome assembly.